AUGAACCAUCUGCCAGCAUCAUCGGGGUCUUCACUCUGGAGCCAGGGAGCAGACAGCACCUUCAGGCUGGUGUCCUGUGUCUUCUUUCUGAUCUUCCUGUGCUACUGUGUCUCUGCCCAGCGCCUGUGCAGGAAGGAGGAGUACCCCGUGGGGGACGAGUGCUGCCCCAUGUGCAACCCAGGUUACCACGUGAAGCGCGCCUGCAGUGUAGAGACAGGCACCGUGUGUGCCCCCUGUCCUCCAGAGACAUACACCGCACAUGCAAACGGCCUGAGCAUGUGCCUGCCCUGCGGAGUCUGUGAUCCAGACAUGAACCUGGUGACCUGGCAGGAGUGCUCCAGCCGGAAUGACACCGUGUGUAGGUGUAGCCCGGGUUACUUCUGCAAGACCCAGGAGGGGGACCACUGUUCCGUGUGCUUGCCACACACCAACUGCUCUCGUGGACAGAGGGUGCAGAAGAGAGGUACUUACAGCCAGGACACAGUAUGUGCCGAUUGCCUGACAGGGACCUUCUCCACAGAAGGGACUCAGGAGGAGUGUCUGCCCUGGACCAAAUGCAAAGCACUGAUUGAGAAAGAAGCAGAGCAUGGGACCAGCAGCACAGACGUCACCUGCUCCAUCUCCCCUGGCUUCAUCACGAUUUUGUGCAUUUUGUGCAGCCCUGUGAUAGCUGUGCCACUCUUCCUCAUUUGGAAGCAAAGAAGGAGGCUGCACAUUAGUGUGAGAAGUCACACGCUGGAGGUGGCCCACACAGCUGGAAGCCCAGAUACGGGACCAGAGGCUGGCGAGCAGGAGCCUUUCCAGGGGCAGAACACUGUCGGGUUCCCAGUCACUGAAGUUGGGCCUGCUGUGACCGAGGAGGGGACAGCCCUCAACCCCCUCAACCGCGAGGAUUCUGGGUGACGAGAUACCUAGGACACCCUGGUGAGGAAGCUUCCAUAUGCCGCAGGGGCAUGGCAGAUGCCCUGGGCUGCUCCAGUGUCGUACCACAGCUGAGA
Messenger RNA from Acomys russatus (golden spiny mouse), 998 nucleotides. RefSeq names its product TNF receptor superfamily member 14 (gene Tnfrsf14). Gene Ontology annotation, biological process: defense response to Gram-positive bacterium; positive regulation of T cell migration; negative regulation of alpha-beta T cell proliferation. Gene Ontology annotation, molecular function: protein binding. The record is from RefSeq and is a predicted model, not a curated record. The coding region runs from base 1 to 903 and encodes 300 amino acids. The transcript has 9 exons. NCBI's taxonomy places the organism in Eukaryota, Metazoa, Chordata, Mammalia, Rodentia, Muridae. Gene Ontology annotation, cellular component: external side of plasma membrane.